UUUCACAUUUGAUAAAAUUCUUAGAGAACAAAUAAGAGUUUGAUUUGUAUUUGUUGCCAUCAGUUUUUUUAGAAAAACUCGUCUUACUUUCUUAUUUCAUGAUAUAUCGAGCAUAAAUAAAACAAUAUGGAAGAAAUAGAAAAUAGUGAAAUAAAUACUAUGUCCAAUCAGGAUAUCUUAUCAUUAGUUUGUAACGAAAAUUCCCUCGGUAAAAUGGCUAUCAUCGGCAAUUCAAUGGAAGAUUCUGAAAAAAUUGAUUCGGAAUUACAACCAGAAGAUUCAAGUGUUUUCACUCAAACUGCGUGGCAUAGUAACGGAACGGAUCAACUACAAGUUCCACUCUGCGAAAUUCAGAACUCUCAGGAAAAUUCAAUUCACUACGAUACCUAUAAUUCUUAUUUUGGCAGCAGUGGUGGGGCAACUUUCACUGAGCUUCGAACACCAAUUGUUGUUCCAAGUUAUAAUUUUUAUGAUGCGCCUUCGUCAUCUUCUGCUCCGUUCUUGAACGUUCCAUGUUAUGGGAAUUCGGCUAGAAGUAGAUCUUCAGUUUCUAAAAAUUUUAAAACAAGAAAAGAUGCAUUUGUAUUCCGGAGAAGAUCUAUCAAAGCAAAAGAACGCCGCCGGUGCCCUAGCGGCAUGACGCGCGAAGAGCAGAAGAAGAGUGCUUGCGACCGCGAGCGCUGCCGAAUGAGGGACAUGAACAAGGCCUUCGACCUGCUCAGGCAGAAGCUGCCUUGCUGCAAGCCGGCCGGCAAGAAGCUCUCCAAAAUAGAAGCUCUCAGAUCAGCCAUAAAGUACAUCUAUCAGUUACAGCACAUUCUGUCGUCGACAGUAAAUAGUUCAGUCACGGACAACGAACUAGGAAUGCAACAGCAACAUAUGUUAGCUGCUGCUCCUAAUUAUUAUAAUUGGAUGAAACAGGAAAAAGAGUUCCUAACUUAUGAGCCCAUUUCUGCAGUAAAUUCCAGCGAAUAUUACUGGCAUUUUGAUAGUGGUGAUUCAACACAAUACAUUUACCAGGAUGAAUACCAUUAUUCAGAAAAUGCAAGUUAACAGGUGUUCUGAUCUUCAUUCACACACUUGUAUAUCACUCAAGAUAUUUCUAUUUGU
Messenger RNA from Uloborus diversus, 1110 nucleotides. RefSeq names its product mesoderm posterior protein 1-like. Gene Ontology annotation, molecular function: protein dimerization activity; DNA-binding transcription factor activity, RNA polymerase II-specific; RNA polymerase II cis-regulatory region sequence-specific DNA binding. Bases 127 to 1053 code for a protein of 308 amino acids. Gene Ontology annotation, cellular component: nucleus. The record is from RefSeq and is a predicted model, not a curated record. The transcript is spliced from 4 exons. Gene Ontology annotation, biological process: mesoderm formation; regulation of transcription by RNA polymerase II. NCBI's taxonomy places the organism in Eukaryota, Metazoa, Arthropoda, Arachnida, Araneae, Uloboridae.